This is a messenger RNA of Necator americanus (New World hookworm), 501 nucleotides long. RefSeq lists its product as uncharacterized. The coding region runs from base 1 to 501 and encodes 166 amino acids. The transcript has a single exon. Lineage: Eukaryota; Metazoa; Nematoda; Chromadorea; Rhabditida; Ancylostomatidae. The record is from RefSeq and is a predicted model, not a curated record.
AUGGACUUGAAAAUCUCCCGUCCAAGGAAGAGACAUCUAAGGACUGAAACACAGCGCAUCAAAUGGUGGAACUUGAAGGAUCGAAAGGAGGUAUUUUUCACGUCCGUGGCUCCAUCUACACUUCCCCACCCUAGUUGUGGUGUGGAGGAAAUGUGGUCGUCUACUUCCAUACGCUUGACCGCGAAGAACACUCUAGGAAAGACGACUCUAGGUAAGCCCAAUAUACAAAAGGCUACGUGGUUUUGGAACGAGGACGUUCAGGCGGCAACUUGUGAGAAGAAGUCCAAGUAUAAGCUUCAGCGAAGGACACGUCAGCCUGCAGAUCGGGAUGCUUACCUGGCGAAGAGGAGGGAGGCUAAGAAGGCAGUCUCCUGGGUGAAGUCGGACCGCUACAAAGCUGUAUGCGACAUGCUUGCUACCAGAGAAGGAGAGCCGGCAGUGUCGUUUAGUAAGAGCGCGUCAUCGUUCAACGUUGGAUAUGGAGCACACCAAUAUCGUUAA